Messenger RNA from Sphaerodactylus townsendi, 2145 nucleotides. RefSeq names its product tyrosylprotein sulfotransferase 2 (gene TPST2). Gene Ontology annotation, biological process: peptidyl-tyrosine sulfation. The transcript is spliced from 8 exons. The record is from RefSeq and is a predicted model, not a curated record. Lineage: Eukaryota; Metazoa; Chordata; Lepidosauria; Squamata; Sphaerodactylidae. Gene Ontology annotation, cellular component: Golgi apparatus. The coding region runs from base 550 to 1671 and encodes 373 amino acids. Gene Ontology annotation, molecular function: protein-tyrosine sulfotransferase activity.
GAGGGGGGAUGCGAGGAAGCGCCGCCUCCUCCGGCUCGUCCCCGCGGCGGAAUCUCCGGGCUGAAGCGGCGGCGCCCCCCCCCCCCCUCCUUCCUUCCUUCCGCUGCGGGAGGGGGCGCGGGAGGGCGGGAGGCGGUCGGUCCACCAGCGCCAGGCGGCACCGGGCAGGCGGCCCCUGCCCACUCGGGGGCGGAACCCUCCCGCCGCCGCCGCCGCCGCCGCCGCGCCUCCAGGCUGGCUGGCUGUGGCCGUGGCUGGCCGGCAGGAGGGCCGUGCGCGUGACGCGGAGCGCCCAGGACCGCCGUGGCCGAGCCCGCCGAGAAGCUGAGGGCGGAAGGAAGCCUGUUCCGAGCAAGGGCCCUUUUGCAGCCUCAGCAGAGCGUGUGCAAGUGCCAGGAUUUCUCUCCCGUCUCGGUUUCUGAGCCAAGCGAGUGUUGAGCAGCAAAAUGAACUUCCCAGGGCAAGAUGGUCGUUGGCUGGGCCUCCUAUCUGGCAGCUGAAAGCAGAGCGAAGCCCGCGUGUUCCUGAGCCCCUCUGGAUGGGGAGAGGAUGCGGGUGACCAUGAAGCGGGUACUGCUGGGGGUGGGCUUUGCCAUUGCUCUGAUGGUGUCGGUACACCUGGGCCAGCAGAUGCUGCAGUGCCAGCAAAUCCUGGGCCAGGGCUCCAGCCAGCGCGGCCUGAUGCGGCCGGAGAACGAGGAGCUGGUGAUGCUGGACUCCAACCGGGUCGAGUACCGGUACAGCAAAGAGAUGCCUCUGAUCUUCAUCGGGGGAGUUCCUCGGAGCGGGACCACCCUCAUGCGGGCCAUGCUGGACGCUCACCCGGAGGUGCGCUGUGGAGAGGAGACUCGCAUCAUCCCCCGCGUGUUGGCCAUGCGGCAGGCCUGGUCCAAAUCCGGGCGGGAGAAAAUACGCCUGGAUGAAGCCGGAGUGACGGACCAGGUUCUGGACGCCGCCAUGCAGGCCUUUAUCCUGGAGGUGAUUGCGAAGCACGGGGAGCCAGCCAGGUACCUGUGCAACAAAGAUCCCUUCACCCUCAAGUCCUCCAUCUACCUGUCUCGACUCUUUCCCAAUUCCAAGUUCCUCCUGAUGGUGCGCGACGGCCGGGCCUCCGUCCAUUCCAUGAUCACCCGGAAGGUCACCAUUGCGGGCUUUGACCUCAGCAGUUACCGGGACUGCCUGACCAAGUGGAACAAGGCCAUCGAGGUUAUGUACUCCCAGUGCCAGGAGAUCGGCCGUGCGCGCUGCCUCCCCGUCUACUACGAGCAGCUGGUGCUGCACCCCCACAAAUCCAUGCGGGCCAUCAUGGACUUCCUGGACAUCGCCUGGAGUGACGCUGUCCUGCACCACGAGGAGCUGAUUGGGAAGCCCGGAGGAGUCUCACUUUCCAAGAUUGAGCGAUCCACAGACCAGGUGAUCAAGCCUGUCAACACAGAGGCCUUGAGCAAGUGGCUGGGGCAUAUUCCGGGGGACGUGCUGCAGGACAUGGGCCACAUUGCCCCCAUGCUGGCCAAGCUGGGCUACGACCCGUAUGCAAACCCCCCCAACUACGGACACCCGGACCCCCUGGUGAUAAACAACACCCACAGGGUUCUAAAAGGGGACUUUAAAACACCUGCCAAUCUGAAAGGACAGUUUCAGGGGACACAGAAUACUACUGGUUUCCACUGAUGAAGCAGAGGACUUCCAGGUGCAGUUGCUUCUGGUUGUGCUGAAGAGAAGAAACUUUGCAAAAGCAAACGUGGAAAUCUGUUAUCCAAGCAUAUUGCUUGCUACUGACAUUGCCACAUGGAGUGUUUUCUGUCAGGCAUUUUUGCAUUUAUUUGCAAACUUUGGACAUUACAGACUCCUGAGUCUGCCUACUUGGUUGGAUGCUCUGUGGUUCGAGGCAAAAUCUGUGGAGAUCUUGAGGCCUACUGAAGAACGUUUUAUACUUGUGGGCUGGAGAUCUCUCCUCAGGCUCCGUCUAAAAGUGUCUUGUAAUUUUUGUUCACCUCAAAUAACUCUGUUAACUUAACCCUGCUAGCGUGCUUUUGUCUUACAGGUGACAAUCUGAAAUUUGCCUCUCGUCACUUUUAUUUGUAAUUUACAGGAAAAAAAACAACCCCAAACAAAAACAAAUUAAAAUUAAUAUAUGCGGCUGUC